Messenger RNA from Monascus purpureus, 1463 nucleotides. Lineage: Eukaryota; Fungi; Ascomycota; Eurotiomycetes; Eurotiales; Aspergillaceae. The record is from the annotation of a GenBank genome assembly.
AUCAAGCAAAAUUUCCCAAACCAUCGCGCCGUACUCGUCCCAGCCAGAUCCACCAUCAUGCCUGUAAGUAGGUCUCUCGAAGUCUUGUACGCAUUUUUAUAUGACCUUCGGUUGACAGCCCAAUCAAUAAAAAGCUUAUUAUCUUGACCGGCUAUCCCUGUUCUGGUCUCACGUACCGUGGGAAGCAACUGGCAUCUCUGUUGGAGGCUUCCCAAGAUGAAUUCCUUGCUUCUACAGCAAAUGCCGCAUCAAAACUCCGGUACAAAAUUCACCUAGUGCCCACACAUGAUUCGUCACAUCCACGGACGGUCUAUGAUAAUGCCCGAACGGAGAAGGAGGCGCGUGGCGUCGCUUAUGCACGGGCAAAGCGUGCGCUGGGCCGGGACAGCAUCGUGAUUCUCGAUGGAAUGAACUAUAUCAAGGGUUGGAGGUAUCAGCUAUGGUGUGAGGCCAAAGCUGCAGGGACAACUUGCUGCGUGGUACAUGUUGGCACUCCGAUCGACCAAUGCGUCGCAAACAACGAAGCCCGUUUACAACGUCGGAACAGAGAAGAGCAGGCACAACAAAAUACGAGGGAAGGAGAUCCAAAUAAUAGAUGUGCCUCAUCGCCGGAGGCCACAACAUCAGCGAAUGCUGCGAUCUGCGAGCGGAAAGAGGAGGAUAACGAAGAACCGUACCCUCCCGAACUGCUCAAUAACCUAAUAUUUCGCUACGAAGAACCAAGCACCCACAGCCGCUGGGAUAAGCCUCUUUUCACGGUUCCCUGGUCCGAUGCAGAACCUCCCACCGCGGACAUCUGGACCGCGCUCACUGGAACAAGCCUUCCUUCAGCGUCCACUGCUCCGGCACAGACACCGGUAUCGAACCUCACCGCCUCCCUAGCAUCUACAACGCUUUCCAGUACUGCCAGUAUAGCUACUAGAGGGACAUCGACCACCCAGAAAGGCACCCUUUCAAGACCAAGGGUCAAACAGCACCAAGCCACCAUUCAAGCUCCAGCCUCGGAUCCAACCGCACUAUACAGUAUAGAGAAACGUACAUCGGCCAUCGUCUCCGCGAUUCGCAACUUCACGCUUUCGAAUCCGUCCGCUGAGGCAGCGCUUGCGCAAAGUCCCAGUCCUGAUCGGAUCACAAUUCCUGUCCCAGAGGCCUCGGAGGUGGUUGUUAUCCCCGCUGAUAUCGCCGUUAGCGGAACUACAGACGAGCUGGCAGGAGCUGGAGGGAUCUUGGCACUCCCGCGUCUGCAGCGUUUGAGACGGCAAUGGAUAGGGCUGAACAGGGCAUAUGUGGGUCACAAUAGAGCAGGUCCGGGAUUGCUCACGUUGGAUCAGGUAGGGGAUGCAUUUGUGAGGUUUCUUAAUGCCGAUUUUGCAGGUGAGCAUUAGUGUAUACGUGAUGUAUAGCAUAUGAGAACAAUGUGGAGUUCAAUUUGUUAUGCUACAAUUUGGUAUCGAAUACGCGAC